Molecule: messenger RNA, 1185 nt
Organism: Coffea eugenioides
Lineage: Eukaryota; Viridiplantae; Streptophyta; Magnoliopsida; Gentianales; Rubiaceae
Product: replication protein A 70 kDa DNA-binding subunit B-like
Exons: 8
Coding region: 1-1185 (394 amino acids)
Source: RefSeq, a predicted model, not a curated record
AUGGAUAAUGUCAUACAUAUCAAAGAUGUUCCAUUUGGAAUGCAUAAAUGGACAUCAAAGAUUGUUGUCCAAGAGAAACAACAGGUGACUUCAGCAAGGAGCACGCCAACGAAGAAACAAAAGUUUAUCUUCGUUGAUGCAGAGGGAUCAAAAGUUGAAGGGAUUAUAUUUAACACAGAUAUUCCUGUCAUGAGCCCAAGGAUUGAAGUGUAUAAGAGUUAUCUCAUUUCCAAUGCUGAGGUUAAAAAAAUCCCCAAUGAAUUCAGAGUUCCAGGAAUAAGUGCACAAUGGAUUAUUUCUGCUCGAACUGUUGUUGAAGAGGUUAUGCAAGAAGAGGAUCUCAUGCCCUGCAAGUUUAGCUAUACAGAGUUCAAAGAUCUAUCACAGUAUAUGGAUCGAAAAGAUAAAUCUGUUGAUGUUCUUGGAAUCAUUGUUACUGCACUGGAGAAGAAGCUUGUCAUUCGAAAAUCAGAGGAGUCAUACGUGCAAAAGUUUGUAAUUGUCAAUGAAGACCUACAGCCAAUCAUGCUGUCGAUGUGUGAUGCUUUCAUUGAAAAUGAGGGUGCGAGAAUUAUAGCAGAUCUUCGAAACUAUCCAGUUAUCAUUGGAAGGCGGCUCAAAGUAUCAAAUUACAAUGGAGUUGCUCUGACAACUUGGUUUGACUCAGCUGUUCUUGUUGACCCCCCAAUACAGGAAGCAAGAGCCAUGAAGAACUGGGCUAUGAGAAAUUACAAAUUUCUUGCAGAUAUUGUUAACCAAGAGACAUAUAACAGAUGUCGACUUGAUGUUGAUUUAACUGAUGCCACUGGAACCAUUACAGCUACACUCUUUGGUGACUUAGCUGAACAACUUUUGUCAUUUACGGCUGUUGAAGUAAUGGAACACUUUAAUCAGAAUAUGGAGCUUCCAUUGGAAAAGCUGCAUCAGGAACUCAAAUCAAAAAUAUUUAUAGCUCACAUCAAGCCUGUCCAGACCCCACUGGCAGAUGGAAAACGUCGCUAUACACUGCAGCACUAUAAGGAGUAUUCUACCAUAGACUCUCCUCCAGUAAAGCUGGCUGCCGAAUGCUCGUCUUCAAGAGCUAAAACUUCUCUCACUCAGAGAUUCAAUGAAUCUGAUGAUGCUCAGGAAACUGACCUACUUACUGUCGACGGCAAUCCACUCAAAAAAACUAAGUUGAACUAA